GCCGCUGGCGCGUGGGAAAGCGAGCGAGCCGAGGGGCGGGCAGCCCCGCGCUGCCUCGGCUGGAGUAGCCGCGCGGAGUUGAGCCUCCUUUGGUGGCCCUUAGGAUCCUGCAGCAUGGAGACCCCGCCCUUCUUCUGGCUGGCGCUGAUGCUGUGGCUCCUGCCGGAUCUGCUCGCCGGGACUGGGGCGCUGCGAGGCAGUGAGAAUGGUGAAACCCUCCCAGAGUCCAUCCCGUCUGCUCCUGGGACACUGCCCCACUUUCUGCAAGAGCCAGACGAUGCGUAUAUAAUCAAAAGCAACCCUAUUGUGUUGCGCUGCCGAGCUGUGCCUGCAAUGCAAAUCUUCUUCAAGUGCAAUGGGGAGUGGGUGCACCAAAAUGAGCAUGUCUCUGAGGAGAGCAUGGACGAAAGUACAGGCUUGAAGGUUCGUGAGGCAUACAUCAAUGUGACAAGGCAGCAAGUAGAAGAUUUUCAUGGGCCAGAGGACUACUGGUGUCAGUGUGUUGCAUGGAGCCACUUAGGGACUUCAAAGAGCAGAACUUCGGUCCGCAUAGCCUAUUUGCGCAAGAACUUUGAGCAAGACCAGGGGAGGGAAGUUCCCAUUGAAGGGAUGAUUGUGCUCCACUGCCGCCCACCAGAGGGAGUGCCUGCCGCCGAGGUGGAAUGGCUGAAGAAUGAAGAACCCGUUGAUGCUGAGCAGGAUGAGAACAUUGACACCCGAGCAGAUCACAACCUGAUCAUCCGCCAAGCGCGCCUCUCCGAUUCUGGGAACUACACAUGUAUGGCAGCCAACAUUGUUGCCAAGAGAAGAAGCCUGUCGGCCACUGUUGUGGUGUACGUGAACGGAGGCUGGUCUUCAUGGACAGAGUGGUCCAAUUGCAACGUACGAUGUGGCAGAGGGUGGCAGAAGAGGUCACGGACCUGUACAAACCCAGCCCCUCUCAACGGAGGUGCCUUCUGCGAAGGAAUGUCUGUGCAGAAAAUUACCUGCACUUCAUUGUGCCCUGUGGAUGGCGGCUGGGAGGUGUGGAGUGAAUGGUCAGUCUGCAGUCCCGAGUGUGAGCACAUGAGGAUCCGGGAAUGUACUGCUCCACCUCCACGGAAUGGUGGGAAAUUCUGUGAAGGUCCAAGCCAAGAGUCAGAGAACUGCACUGAAGGACUUUGCAUUCAAGAUAAAAAGCCUCUUCACGAAAUUAAACCCCAAAACAUUGAGAAUGCCACGGACAUUGCCUUGUACUCAGGUCUGGGUGCUGCCGUCAUUGCAGUGGCUGUCAUUGUCGUUGGUGUGACUCUCUACAGACGGAGCCAGAGUGAAUAUGGUGUGGAUGUGAUUGACUCAUCUGCCCUAACAGGAGGCUUCCAGACAUUUAAUUUUAAAACUGUCCGACAAGGUAACUCCUUGCUUUUGAACUCAUCCAUGCAGCCUGACCUGACCGUGAGUAGGACCUACAGUGGACCCAUUUGCCUUCACCCCAUCGACAAGGAGCUUAUGACUGAAUCAUCUCUCUUCAACCCACUGACUGACAUUAAGGUCAAAGUUCAGAGUUCAUUUAUGGUUUCUUUGGGCGUGACCGAACGAUCAGAGUACCACGGAAAAACACAUUCUGGGACAUUUCCACAUGACAGUAACAGGACCUUCCAUCCCAUACAUGCAAAAAACAAAUCUGCAUACAUUCAGAAUCUCUCGUCGCUCUCCAAAAGAAGCGAGAUGAGGGCCACGGGUAUCUUUGGCCACCUGGGAGGACGUUUAGGAAUCCCAAACACAGGAGUUAGCCUGCUGAUUCCACAUGGAGCCAUCCCUGAAGAAGCAUCUUGGGAGAUCUACCUUGCCAUCAACCAAGACGAAGCCAGCUUGCAACCGGAAGGCAGCGAAGUCCUCCUUGGACCACAAGUAACUUGCGGCCCUCCGGACGUGACCGUCUCCACCCCAUUUGCCUUGACAAUACCACACUGUGCAGAAGCGAAUUCUGAGCACUGGAACGUCCACCUGAAAAAGAAAAAGCUCCAGGGCAAAUGGGAGGAAGUCAUGUCUGUGGAAGAGGAAACUACUUCCUGUUACUGCCUCCUGGACCCAUAUGCCUGUCACAUUCUUUUGGACUCUUUUGGAACUUAUGCUCUCACUGGGGAGCCCCUCUCUGAUUGUUCCGUUAAAGAACUGAAAGUUGCAGUCUUUGGCUGUAUGUCUUGCAACUCACUGGAUUACAGUCUAAGAGUGUAUUGCAUCGAUAACACUCCCUGUGCAUUUCAGGAAGUGAUUUCAGAUGAAAGGCACCAAGGGGGGCAGUUGCUGGAAGAACCAAAGCUGUUGCAUUUCAAAGGGAAUACUUUCAGUCUUCAGAUCUCUGUCCUUGAUAUCCCUCCUUUUCUCUGGAGAAUCAAACCAUUCACAGCAUGUCAGGAAGUUCCUUUCUCUCGCGUGUGGCGCAGUAACCAGCAGCCACUCCACUGUGCCUUUUCACUGGAGCGCUACACUCCUGCCACCACUCAGCUCUCGUGCAAAAUCUGUGUCAGACAAGUCAAGGGCCAUGAACAAAUCCUGCAGAUCCAGACAUCAAUUCUCGAGAAUGAAAAGGAAACCCUCGCUUUCUUUGCACAUGAUGACAGUAACUUUCCCGCUCAGAUGGGUCCGCAAGCCUUCAAGAUUCCCUACUCCAUCAGGCAAAGGAUAUGCGCAACUUUUGACACACCCAGCGCCAAAGGCAAAGACUGGCAGAUGUUAGCACAGAAAAACAGCAUCAACAGGAAUUUGUCUUACUUUGCUACCCAGCGCAGCCCAUCUGCUGUUAUUUUGGACUUGUGGGAAGCCAGGCAUCAGCACGAUGGUGACUUAGACUCUCUAGCCUGUGCAUUGGAAGAGAUAGGAAGGACACAGCCCAAAAACGCUAAUCUAACAGAAACUCAAAUUGAGGAGUCCAACUUCAGCUACAGCAGACAAAAUGGACUUUAGUCAUCACUUUCGAAGAACCGAUAGCCAGCUUGGACUUUGUAACUGGGGCAAUUCCUGUGAGCCGGAAGAAACCAUGUGCUACAAUCACACACCAUUCCCAUGAUUCAUUGGCUCUCUCCUUCACGCCAUCAAACCAAUUUGCAUCUGGAGGAACAGAAGAAGCUGGCAAGCCAGAAAGAAGACCCGGGCCCCUCUACACAACUGUUGCUGUAAGAGGGGGGGG
Molecule: messenger RNA, 3169 nt
Organism: Lacerta agilis (Sand lizard)
Lineage: Eukaryota; Metazoa; Chordata; Lepidosauria; Squamata; Lacertidae
Gene: UNC5D
Product: unc-5 netrin receptor D
Biological process (GO): netrin-activated signaling pathway
Cellular component (GO): membrane
Molecular function (GO): netrin receptor activity; protein binding
Source: RefSeq, a predicted model, not a curated record